Molecule: messenger RNA, 2765 nt
Organism: Megalops cyprinoides (Indo-Pacific tarpon)
Lineage: Eukaryota; Metazoa; Chordata; Actinopteri; Elopiformes; Megalopidae
Gene: pcbp3
Product: poly(rC) binding protein 3
Exons: 17
Coding region: 778-1812 (344 amino acids)
Biological process (GO): regulation of RNA metabolic process; regulation of gene expression
Cellular component (GO): cytoplasm; nucleus
Molecular function (GO): mRNA binding
Source: RefSeq, a predicted model, not a curated record
UGUGUGGAUGUGAGUGCUCUUUCUCUGCUAUUAUUUGAGUGACUGCAGGUAUUGGUGUCUGCAUGUGAGCGCGCGUGUGUGUGUGAGAGAGAGAGAGAGAGAAAGAGAGAGGCGAGAGGCGUCUCAUCUCCCCCCUCUGGCUUCCCCAUCUCCCUGCUCCCUGCUACUCCUUCCUCUUCCCCUCCCAGACCACCCGUCUCCAAAUGGACCAACCCUGGACCCUCCACCCACAGCCCUUUUGACUCUCCUCACCUCUCCGUCCCAUCUCGUCCACUGAGCAGGAUACGUCUGUUUGGACUCGGACCUUGUACAUGAAACAGCGGCCAACAUCUUAACUCAAUAUUGGCUGUUUCAAGGAAGAAAGGACGAACAUAAGGGAGUGAAUAAGAGAAGCUGAAGCAUAUUUACACCCCUUUGGAUGCGAUAAGUGACGUAAAAUUGUUCAGGUGGAAACGCGCUGGAUAGACAGAUUUCCACACAGUCUUCUGGAGGUGUGACAGCACAAGGUCACAUGACCUGGAAGAGAAAACCCGAGAGACUUCUGGGAUCCCUCUUUGAAUGGGCCGGUAAUCAACCUGGAAAGAAGUGUAAAGGCUGAUGAACUGAUCCGCAGUGUGCCACAGCCACGUUCCUUCCCUCACUCCCUCCAUUUAUGUCCUGAGCUCUGCAACUCAGUGCAACUCUGGUGAUUGGUUGGCUGCUGUACCAUCACACUCUUCCUGCCCCUGGGGGACUCCUGGCACGUGACCACACUCCUGCUUCACCUCCACUCCCAGCAUGGAACCCACCAAAGUCCAGUCAGAAGGCGGGCUGAAUGUCACCCUCACCAUCCGGCUCCUCAUGCACGGCAAAGAGGUCGGAAGUAUUAUUGGCAAGAAAGGGGAAACGGUAAAGAAAAUGCGGGAGGAGAGCGGCGCCCGCAUCAACAUCUCAGAGGGAAACUGUCCGGAGAGGAUCGUCACCAUCACAGGCCCCACAGACGCCAUUUUCAAGGCCUUCGCCAUGAUCGCCUACAAAUUCGAAGAGGAUAUAAUCAACUCCAUGAGCAACAGUCCAGCCACCAGCAAACCUCCAGUGACCCUGCGUCUGGUGGUCCCAGCCAGCCAGUGCGGAUCCCUCAUCGGAAAGGGAGGCUCCAAGAUCAAGGAGAUGAGAGAGUCCACAGGGGCCCAGGUGCAGGUGGCCGGAGACAUGCUGCCCAACUCCACAGAACGUGCCGUGACUAUCUCCGGGACCCCAGAAGCCAUCAUCCAGUGUGUCAAACAAAUAUGUGUGGUCAUGCUAGAGUCCCCACCGAAAGGUGCCACCAUUCCCUACCGCCCAAAGCCCGCCUCCACCCCCGUCAUUUUUUCAGGUGGCCAGGUAAGAGCCGAGCCGCUGGCGGCGUCCGCAGCCAACCUCAGCCUUUUACUGCAGCACCAGCCACUGCCUGCCUACACUAUUCAGGGACAGUAUGCCAUUCCACACCCAGAUCAGUUGACCAAGCUCCACCAGUUGGCUAUGCAGCAAACCCCCUUUACUCCCCUCGGACAGACCACCCCUGCUUUCCCUGGUUUGGAUGCCAGUCCCCCGGCCAGUACUCAUGAACUCACCAUUCCCAAUGAUCUAAUAGGCUGCAUAAUCGGGCGCCAGGGAACCAAAAUCAACGAGAUUCGACAGAUGUCUGGGGCGCAGAUCAAAAUCGCUAACGCCAUGGAAGGGUCUUCAGAGCGCCAGAUCACCAUCACUGGAACCCCCGCCAACAUCAGCCUCGCUCAGUACCUCAUCAACGCAAGGCUGACGUCUGAGGUCACUGGAAUGGGCACACUCUAAAUUCUACCCAUCAUCCUUCACUGCAUCACAUGACCCUCUUGAGCCAAUGGCAUUGCACCUAGUUUGUUUUCUCUCUCUCUGUAUUUGGCUAUCCUGCAUUUUAAGUGAUUAUAACUUAUUUAUAUACUAUAAUGUAUACUCAUUUAAAUAUUCCAGUUUAAUGUUCCUCCUUCCAUACCCGCGUUGUUGACUUGAUGCUCCAGUCCUGUUCCCCACUGCUUCAACUGACAAUGUGCUUUUUUGACACUCUAGUACCGUACAUGCUUCAAACGGGCGCUCUGCAUAAGCAUAACCUUCACUGUGAUUUUUUUUUUCUUCCUGUAUGUUAUGCACUGUGGGCCUCUGAAAGCCUAUUCUCAAACAGUCUUUGCAGCGGCAUGGAAAUGCACGCUUGUAAAAUGAAUAUUUCAGAUGGUUUAUGGAUGCUGUAAACCAUGUGCAGCAGGGUUCCUCGUGCCCGCGCCUCUCACACAUGGCUCUCAGAGAGAUGCACCCCCCCCCCCCCCCCUCCCAGUGCAUCUGCAUGGGUGUAGAGGCAGCAGGAGGGACCUCUCUGCAGAUACAUUAUCAGGCCUGCGUUGGUAUUCAGCUUACAAGCUAUUCAAAGACACGCCCCAACAAAUUGUAUGGACACUCAACAGAAAAGAGUGGCAUUACAUGAAAUGCAAUUUUAGUUAUUAAAACAGUAAUACUACAACUGAUGUAGAGAAAAAAAAACAUAUUAUUCAAUAUUCUUUUUACAUGUGCAUAUAGGUGCUGUAGGUGAAGUCUGCGAGAAUAGUGUUAUGAAAAUGCUGAAUCUAAAAAUUGCUUCUCUUGAAAGUGAAUACCAGCUUGCCAAUAAUGAAAUCUAUGCCCGUCUGUUUACACCCCAUUCACCGUUAAUGGCUGUAUGCGUGCAAGUGUGCUGUGCAUACGGCUGCGUCUGUCAUACUGCUCUCCAGGACACGAGU